Molecule: messenger RNA, 894 nt
Organism: Terrapene triunguis (Three-toed box turtle)
Lineage: Eukaryota; Metazoa; Chordata; Testudines; Emydidae
Gene: GRXCR1
Product: glutaredoxin and cysteine rich domain containing 1
Exons: 4
Coding region: 13-894 (293 amino acids)
Biological process (GO): inner ear receptor cell stereocilium organization; sensory perception of sound
Cellular component (GO): stereocilium; kinocilium
Source: RefSeq, a predicted model, not a curated record
AUAGAUGGGACAAUGCUUAAAAGCGAGAUGAAGACUGAAGGUGAGAGGCAGCUGAGGAAAGUCCGAUUUCGAAUUGCUUCCUCUCACAGUGGGAGAGUACUAAAGGAAGUGUAUGCAGAUGGAGAAACGGCAGACUCUUUGGAUUCUGAAUACACCAGUAGUUCAGAGACUGACCAAACCAGCAGACUGAGUGAAGCGGAUGGACAGCAGAAUGGACAUUUAGGAUCUGAGUGUGAUGAAAAUGAGAAUGAGCAAGAUGACUUGCUCAUUUUAGUGAGAGCUACUAAAGAGAGGGGCUUUGGUACAAAACGAGUCAACAUUCUAAGCAAAAAUGGUACAGUCAGAGGAGUCAAACACAAAGUCAGUGCUGGUCAAGCCCUCUUUAACAAUUUGUCAAAAAUAUUUCAGGUGUCUACAGUUCUAGAAUUUGGUCGCAUCGUAAUUUACACUACCAGCCUUCGUGUGGUGAGAACCACGUUUGAAAGAUGCGAGCUAGUAAGAAAGAUCUUCCAAAAUCACAGAGUGAAAUUUGAAGAAAAAAACAUUGCUCUGAACAGCGACUAUGGAAAAGAACUAGAAGAAAGAUGCAGGAGGGUGUGUGAAAUUCCAUCGCUACCUGUUGUCUUUAUUGAUGGCCAAUAUCUUGGGGGAGCUGAGAAAAUUCUGUCAAUGAAUGAAUCAGGGGAGCUUCAGGAUCUCUUAACCAAAAUUGAGAGAGUGCAGCAUCCCCACGAAUGCCCUUCCUGUGGUGGUUUUGGCUUCCUUCCAUGCUCAGCGUGCCAUGGGAGCAAGAUGUCAGUAUUUCGGAACUGUUUUACAGACUCUUUCAAAGCCCUCAAGUGUACCUCUUGCAACGAGAACGGGUUACAGCGCUGCAAGAGCUGUGCAAGUUAA